Cricetulus griseus (Chinese hamster) is the source of this 1971-nucleotide messenger RNA. The record is from RefSeq and is a predicted model, not a curated record. NCBI's taxonomy places the organism in Eukaryota, Metazoa, Chordata, Mammalia, Rodentia, Cricetidae.
AUGGAGGAAUUAGUGGGGCUUCGUGAGGGCUCCUCUGGGAAGCUAGUGACUCUGCAAGAACUGUGGACUCCGUGUCCUCGAAUCCGCAGAAGCAUCCAGGGGGCCCUGGAGUGGCUGAAAGAGCGGCUGUUCCGCGUGGGUGAGGACUGGUAUUUCCUGAUGGCCCUCGGGGUGCUCAUGGCUUUGAUCAGCUAUGCCAUGAACUUCGCUAUCGGGAGUGUGGUCAGAGCACACAAGUGGCUGUACAGAGAGAUUGGGGACAGCCACCUGCUCCGAUAUCUCUCCUGGACUGUGUACCCUGUGGCCCUCCUGUCCUUCUCCUCUGGCUUCUCACAGAGCAUCACGCCGUCCUCUGGAGGGUCGGGGAUCCCAGAGGUGAAAACCAUCUUGUCUGGUGUGAUCUUGGAGGAUUACCUAGACAUCAAGAACUUUGGGGCCAAGGUGACGGGCCUCUCCUGCACCUUGGCAACAGGCAGCACCUCCUUCCUGGGAAAACUGGGCCCCUUUGUGCAUCUGAGCGUGAUUACUGCUGCUUAUCUGGGCCGUGUGCGCACCAAAAUCAUCGGGGAAUCUGAGAACAAGACCAAGGAAAUGGAGAUGCUGGCCUCGGGAGCCGCGGUGGGUGUGGCCACAGUCUUCGCAGCCCCCUUCAGUGGGGUCCUGUUCAGCAUCGAGGUCAUGUCCUCACAUUUCUCUGUCUGGAAUUACUGGAGGGGCUUCUUCGCUGCCACCUGUGGGGCCUUCAUGUUCCGCCUCCUGGCGGUCUUCAACAGUGAGCAGGAGACCAUCACCUCCAUCUACAAGACCAACUUUCGGGUGGACAUACCUUUUGAUUUACCAGAGAUCUUCUUUUUUGUGGCCCUGGGGGCCAUCUGUGGAAUUCUGAGCUGUGGGUACAUCUUCUGCCAGCGAAUGGUCUUAAUCUUCCUCAAGGCCAAUGGGUUCAUGUCCAAACUGCUAGCCACCAGCAAGCCCUUGUACUCAGCUCUGGCCGCCCUGAUCCUGGCCUCCGUCACCUAUCCACCUGGCCUGGGCCGCUUCAUGGCUUCCCGGCUGUCCAUGGAAGAGCACUUGAAGACACUGUUUGACAACAACUCAUGGGCUUUGAUGACCAAGAACUCGUCCCCACCCUGGCCAGCGGAGCCAGAUCCCCAGAACCUAUGGCUGGAAUGGUGCCACCCACAGUUUACUGUCUUUGGGACACUAGUCUUCUUCCUGGUCAUGAAGUUCUGGAUGCUGAUCCUGGCCACUACCAUCCCCAUCCCCGCUGGGUACUUCAUGCCCAUAUUUAUCUAUGGAGCUGUCAUCGGGCGCCUCUUGGGAGAGGGUUUGUCUGUCACCUUCCCGGAGGGCAUCGUGGCUGGAGGUGAGGUUAAUCCCAUCACGCCUGGGGCCUAUGCUCUGGCAGGUGCUGCUGCCUUCUCCGGGGCGGUGACCCACACCAUCUCCACGGCACUGCUGGCCUUUGAGCUGACCGGACAGAUUGUUCAUGCACUGCCUGUGCUGAUGGCGGUGCUGGUGGCCAAUGCCAUCACUCAAAGCUGCCAGCCUUCCUUCUACGAUGGCACCAUCAUCGUCAAGAAACUGCCAUACCUGCCAUGGAUUCGUGGCCGCAAAAUUGGCUCCACAGACGUGAACCAGUACCCCCUGGUGGAGACUACACAGUCUCAGACCUUAGUGGGGGUUGUAAAAAGGGCCCACUUGGUGCAAGCGCUUCAGACUGAGCCAUCGUCCUGGGCUCCAGGCAAACAGCCCUGUCUCCAGGAUAUCUUGGCUAAUGGCUGCCCCACCCAACCAGUGACACUGCAGUUAUCCCCAGAGGCCACCCUGCAUGAGACACACAACCUCUUUGAGCUGUUGAACCUUCAGUUGCUGUUCGUGACGUCAUGGGGCAGAGCUGUGGGCUCUGUGACCUGGGUGGAGUUGAAGAAAGCAAUUUCAACCCUGACCAAUCCGCCUACCCACAAGUGA